Molecule: messenger RNA, 982 nt
Organism: Durio zibethinus
Lineage: Eukaryota; Viridiplantae; Streptophyta; Magnoliopsida; Malvales; Malvaceae
Product: ADP-ribosylation factor 2-like
Molecular function (GO): GTP binding; GTPase activity
Source: RefSeq, a predicted model, not a curated record
AAAAUUAUCUGGUGUGAUGCACCCUAUGGCCCGGUCCCUGGUCUCCUUUGCCUAUAUGAAUCACCCAAAUGGCCAUUUCUCACCCCUAUUCUUCGCAUCGGUCUGAAGCUUGCGUUUCUCAAAAUUUUCUCUCUAUUUGGUUUGGUUCAAAAUCAAAAUCUCUCACGGAUCCCUCUGCCAUUAUCUCCAAAGCUAGGUAAGAGAAAUGGGGCUGACAUUCACGAAGCUUUUCAGCCGGCUUUUUGCCAAGAAGGAGAUGCGAAUUUUGAUGGUGGGUCUUGAUGCAGCCGGUAAGACUACCAUCUUGUACAAGCUCAAGCUUGGAGAAAUUGUCACCACUAUUCCCACCAUUGGAUUUAAUGUGGAGACUGUGGAAUAUAAGAACAUCAGUUUCACUGUGUGGGAUGUUGGUGGUCAGGACAAGAUUCGUCCCUUGUGGAGGCAUUACUUUCAGAAUACACAGGGUCUCAUCUUCGUGGUUGACAGCAACGACAGAGACCGUGUUGUUGAAGCUAGGGAUGAAUUACAUAGAAUGUUGAAUGAGGAUGAGCUGAGAGAUGCAGUGUUGCUUGUAUUUGCAAACAAGCAGGAUCUUCCAAAUGCAAUGAAUGCUGCUGAAAUUACUGAUAAGCUUGGCCUUCAUUCCCUUCGACAGCGUCACUGGUACAUCCAGAGUACCUGUGCAACCUCCGGAGAGGGGCUUUAUGAGGGUCUGGAUUGGCUUUCCAACAACAUAGCUAACAAGUCCUGAAGCCGUUAAGAAGAUUUUUGCAAUAUGGGACAUUCUGGAUGCAGGGGUGAAUAUUAUCUAGUUUAUUAUUAUUAUUAUUAUUCUCCAUUUCUCAUUUAAGACAGUUGGAUUGUUAUGCUUUUUCCUUUUGGUGAUGAGCAUUUUAGUUAUAGGAACUUAUUAUGGCUAUAUUGUAACUAAAAACUGGUUGGUUAUUCCUUUUGGAUGCAAUGCUUCUGACUGUAAUCAAAA